AUGCCGAUAAUAGGAUGUAUUCGGCCCGUAGUUCAAUUCCCGGAUUCUGUUCGGAGUUUUCUCGAGUUUGGUCAGUCUGUCUAUGGGCUGGCCCGUCGGGGAUUACUCGGCACCGAGCCAUCUCCGAGAUGCCGAUUGACGCAAGUUGGUUAUCAGCCACAUUCUGGAAUGCUUGUUCCUGCAGUGAAGUUUGACUCGGAGCUUCGUGCCGUGGAACAUUGGAUGUGGUCGUACAACUGCUUUGUUUGUGAAGAUGCCCGGGCAGUUCAGCUGUGGUGUGACAGGCACAGCUGCGGCUCCAGUAUCACAGAUGCAAUCUCGAUUAUCUGGGUUGCCCCUGACUAG
Aspergillus niger is the source of this 345-nucleotide messenger RNA. RefSeq lists its product as hypothetical. The record is from RefSeq and is a predicted model, not a curated record. Lineage: Eukaryota; Fungi; Ascomycota; Eurotiomycetes; Eurotiales; Aspergillaceae. Bases 1 to 345 code for a protein of 114 amino acids. The transcript has 4 exons.